This is a messenger RNA of Penicillium daleae, 483 nucleotides long. Its product is annotated as RTA1 domain-containing protein. NCBI's taxonomy places the organism in Eukaryota, Fungi, Ascomycota, Eurotiomycetes, Eurotiales, Aspergillaceae. The coding region runs from base 1 to 483 and encodes 160 amino acids. The record is from RefSeq and is a predicted model, not a curated record. The transcript is spliced from 2 exons. Gene Ontology annotation, cellular component: membrane.
AUGUGGUUUCAUUUCUUAUGCAGUGCGGCGUUCCUAGGUGGCGGCAUGCUAUCGAGUGCCAAGUCCGAGUCGAUGAUGAAACUCGGGCAAAAUGUGAUCGUGGCAGGUCUGGUUGUGCAGAUCAUCUCAUUCGGCUUUUUCAUUGUUGUCUCCGCCGUCUUCCAUCGUCAAAUGCUCGCAACCCCAAUGCAUUUCAUGGUCCAAACCACUAUCCCCUGGACGCGAUACAUGAUAGUGCUGUAUUCCCCAAGUACUUUGAUCAUGAUCCGAUCGAUCUAUCGAGUGGCUGAAUAUGUGCAAGGGAGCACCGGGUAUCUUCAAAGCAAAGAAGCCUUUGUUUAUAUCUUUGACGCAUCUCUGAUGAUGAUGUGUUGUAUUUUGUUCAAUAUUUUUCACCCAAGCAACAUUCUCUUCAAGUCAACAAAUGGCUCAAAUGAGGAUGUUGAGAUGUUGAAUGACACUGGAUACAGGAACGUCCAGUGA